AUGCACUGCAGAGCUUACCUCUUGCUGGAAAGACACUACCAUGAGUUCAAGGAGAACAAUUUUGAGGGUAUUACUGCUGUGCCUGUAAGUGAAGAUAUGAUGAAAUGGGAAGCUGAAAUUACAGCUCUACAAAAUUCAAUUUGGCAUGGAUUUGUCUUCCAACUGACAAUAAAUUUUACACCAGAGUACAACUAUGCCCCUCCAGUUGUGAAAUUUACAACAAUUCCUUUUCAUCCGAAUGUAAACCCACAGACUGGUCAGCCCUGUAUAGAUUUUUUGGACAACCCCAAUAAAUGGAAUGAAAGGUAUACAUUGAGCAGCAUCUUACUUGCCCUACAGGUUAUGUUUUCCAAUCCAGUGCUAGAAAAUCCAGUGAAUUUGGAAGCAGCCCAAAUACUGAUGAAAGAUGAAUCUUUGUACAGAACAAUAAUUCUAAAACUUUUGAAGGAGCCAUUACAAUCAAAAGAUGACAGCCCAAAGUUACCGAAAGAACCACAUAAAUGUACUGGAAUAAUUAAAGUAGUCUCAUUUAAUGAUUACUACAAGACAUGGUCUGGAAUAGCUACGUCAAAAGCCACAGAAUACUACAGAACUCCAUUGCUUGAAGAUCCAAAUUUCAUUGGACAGUAUUAUAAGUGGAAGAAAAUGGAUCUACAGUAUCCUAAAGAAUGGAAUUCAAAGUUUGCUGCUAUCAAAUCUCGGAUUGCUAGAAAAAAUAGAAUGCCUCACAGAGUCAGUCAUUCAACAGAAAGAAGUCAUCUCUGCCCAACUCCAAUUCCCACCAUAGACGAAAUUUCUUCUGAGCCACAGCCUGAAAUAAAUAUUAUCACAGAGGUUUAUGAAACAGAAGAGGAGUGGGACAGAGAAACUUCAUCAUCUGAAAGUGACAGGGAUGAGUCCUGGGAAGAGGAAGUGGACGAUCUGGUAGCCUGGACCAGCGCUCUCAAUACAGACACUCUAGAAGACUAA
Molecule: messenger RNA, 969 nt
Organism: Propithecus coquereli (Coquerel's sifaka)
Lineage: Eukaryota; Metazoa; Chordata; Mammalia; Primates; Indriidae
Gene: UBE2U
Product: ubiquitin-conjugating enzyme E2U (putative)
Exons: 10
Coding region: 1-969 (322 amino acids)
Source: RefSeq, a predicted model, not a curated record